GUAGAAUCUGUAUUGAUGUAUUUUUGUCUCCAAAGAGCUGCAGAAUGGAAACUCGAUCAACCAGCUUGGAGUGGGCGAAUGAGAAUUACAGCUAAAGGGAACAUAGCUUACAUUAAGCUGGAAGAUAAAACAUCAGGGGAGCUUUUUGCCCAGGCUCCUGUCGAGCAGUACCCAGGAAUUUCUGUUGAGAGUGUCGUUGACUCCAGUCGAUAUUUUGUAAUUCGUAUCCAGGAUGGGACUGGGAGACAUGCCUUUAUUGGAAUUGGAUUUGCAGACCGUGGAGAUUCCUUUGAUUUUAAUGUAGCCCUUCAAGAUCAUUUCAAAUGGGUGAAACAAGAAGGGGAAAUUGCUAAGCAAGCACAGACUGGUCCGGAUACAGGACCAAAAUUGGAUUUAGGGUUCAAGGAUGGUCAGACCAUCAAAAUUAACAUUGGGAAUAUAAAGAAAAAGGACAUGCCUACUGGAGCAGUAAAAUCACGUCCAACUGGGAGUGGCCUCUUGCCACCUCCACCAGGAAGCAAGGGAGGAGUAACCCCUCCAACACUCAUCCAGCCUCCCUUGCUUACACCACCUCCUGUAUUGCAGUCAGGACAGAACUCUAAUACUGACUUGCUGUUUGACCUCAGUGCCCCAGCUCCUAUAAACAGUGGAGCAUCUGGUGAUCUAUGGGGAGACUUUGCUGCUGCACCAAACUCUGAAAAGCGGGUGUCUCAGGGUUCAGAAUGGGUUCAGUUUUAACCCACUUUGGGUUGCAGUUUUCUCCUUGACAUUCCAAAGAUUGUGGUGCCUGUUUGCUGUGGGACUGGCAUUUUCACUACCAAGAAUACCGAGGAACUGUUGGUGAAUAUGCAAGAAGGACCUUGAAAUGCAAAGGAUGUUUCUCACUUAACAUUUUUAAUUUUUUUUUUUUCAUUAUCAAAACUAGAACUAAGCUAAACCAAAAUGUCUAAACCUGUCCAUGUGAAACUUUAAUUAUUGGUUUUCAGUCCCGGUCUACUGAGGGGUCAUUGUUUUCAGUUUUAUUAAUGACUACAUAAUCUUUUAUCCCUGCUAUUUGUGGAUUAUACUGACUUUCACUUGACCUUGCUGACUUCCUUUCUAGAAGAACUUAAAAAAUGGACCGACUGUAACCUUAGUGCCUUAUACGUGUUGACUUUUUGGAAUUUGAUCCAGCUUCCUUUGUCAGUGUGAAGUUUAACAGGUUUCAUUUUGCUUCAGUACUGAAACUGUGAAACACUCAACCCUGACAAGGAGUUUUGGGCCUGUUCUUUAGUUUGGAUGCCAGCUGUACUUUGACCAGGACCUGAUCAAGAAAAAUAAUCUUGAAAGCAAGGGUUUAAGUUUGUUUUUGCCACUCCUUAGAGAGAGCCUUCACAUUAAAGUUAAUUUUUAUUUGACACCAGUACUUAAAGCUUUUCAGUUGCUCAGUUAGAGUCAAAUCUGUAGGUUGUCUCCAUUUUGCACUUUAGCAGUCGGCGGCAUCUUGCAACUGAUUCCACUCCACCUGUUGACAGUGCCAAGCCUGUCAGUUACCGCUGCUAUGGUUGUGUAACACAGGGAAAUGUUGGCUGCAUUUCCUAUGUCAUGCCCCAUUAACACGUCUUCCUCAGCCACAUCAAGUCACAGUGACUCAGAAGAACACGUCAUAGGCUUGUUUGCCCCAUUUUAUUAGAGUUCUAUAUAAUGCUUUGCUGCUGUUUGCUUUGGCACAUCAUUUAUAAUUAUUGAGCUCAACGUGAAUUUAAAUCUCUUCAGCUGAAGUACUAAUUGCAGUGUCUGGAUUCUGGUUUCUUUAAAUUAUUAGACAAGUUGCUUUUGACAUCAGGCACGAGAUAUUUACAUUACAACAAAGGGAAUUUGAGUGGAAAGUAAACAUGGCCAUUACUUGGUAUCUCACAAUUGCCUAAGGAUUUGUGUAUUGUUUAUCUCCCUGUAAAAAUUAGGCAGAGAGUUUGUGCCAUGCGUCCUCGUCAUCUCACAGACGUUUACACUUAAACACAAGCAAAUGACAAACCUUCAGAUUUUAGGAAGAAGAGCACAGCUUGAUUGUCAGGAGAUAAGACACUGAGAAAGAGAGCAUUUUGCAGAAAACUGGUUUUUUUUUCAAAAUCCCUAGCUAUCUCCAGUAAAUUCUUUAGAUUUUCCAAUUUAAGCACAUGUUGGCACUUGAUUGAAAUGGUAGUCACAGUUGAGAGUUUUUUAACAGUUAGAAACUCUUCCUCAGUUUGCGAAGUAGCCGCUUACUGUUUUAUACCACACCUUAUUUUAUUGGCAAGUUAGAUGUAUGACUUGGCAACUGUGCAUCAUAGAUGCAACACACAGACUUGUAUUUUUGAAUCCGGAAUCAACAUUUGUCUUUUAAAUCGCAUGUUCUCACUCUGCAGAUUCUGAUUUUAUUGGGGGCAAACUGGUCCUUGUGUCAUUCAAGAAUAUAUUAGAGGAUGUAAAUGUAAUAGUAGGAACUUUUAAGUCAAUAUGAUUUUGAACACUGGGACAGUAUACAAUGGUGCCUUUUUUCUUUGUUCAGCAUCUUUGCACUGCAGUGUUUUAUAAUCUUGUACUCCUUUUUCUCUAGACGUUUUUAAAAUUAUUGUCUGUGUGCAUCUGCUAUCUGCUUCUCUACUAUUAGCACCUUUGUUUAUGGUGAAGGUCAAGAAUACCUGUUUCUGUUUGCCCAUUAAGCUUGUGUGAGUUUCUGGAGUGAGGCUGCCAGUAAUUGGUUGAGAGAUGACUUUUCAAGCCUUGCUUGGUCUCUUGUCGAUCAUGUCCUUUGAAAGCCUCCACACUAUUGUGUUGGCCCAUAGUGCAUGCUGCCAUUCUGUACUUUGGAAGAUUACACAAUAUAUUUGAACCCACCAAGAAAAUUCAAGUCCUUGACAGGACUGUAAAUUGUAAGCACAUCAUUUACCAAUCAAAGGCUUUUUAGUAAGUUUGCUGUUCUUAUAAAACCUUUUUUUUUUUUUUUUUACAUUUUAUAUGUGCAGGGAAAACUGAGGUGGAACUGGGAUCUAGAUGAGUUUUAGUUUCUCCUGAAAUGUGUUAUUAUCGAAAAUUUGUAAAUGCUUAUAAACUGUUGCUUUGCUUGUUAACAAGUGUUUUCUUUAAAGGGACGAUAUCUGUUGGGUUGGCAGCAACAUUUGAGGUCAUUUUUAUGCAUUUUAGCUUUGUUUUUAAUUGUUCACAAUGUGCCUUUUAUAAUCUUUUACCAGCACCUGAAUGUAAUAACAAUGAUUUGUAAAUAAAGUUGGUCUAUUUGUCUAUCCUGUA
This is a messenger RNA of Polypterus senegalus (gray bichir), 3267 nucleotides long. RefSeq names its product NECAP endocytosis associated 2 (gene necap2). The record is from RefSeq and is a predicted model, not a curated record. Bases 16 to 738 code for a protein of 240 amino acids. Gene Ontology annotation, cellular component: membrane; clathrin vesicle coat. The transcript has 7 exons. Gene Ontology annotation, biological process: endocytosis. Lineage: Eukaryota; Metazoa; Chordata; Cladistia; Polypteriformes; Polypteridae.